Messenger RNA from Juglans regia (Persian walnut), 1795 nucleotides. RefSeq names its product cytochrome P450 71A1-like. The transcript has 2 exons. Lineage: Eukaryota; Viridiplantae; Streptophyta; Magnoliopsida; Fagales; Juglandaceae. The record is from RefSeq and is a predicted model, not a curated record. Gene Ontology annotation, molecular function: iron ion binding; heme binding; monooxygenase activity. The coding region runs from base 51 to 1592 and encodes 513 amino acids.
AAACAAAGAGAAAAAGCUAGCGGACUCAGAUAUAUUCACAGUAUACGUUUAUGGCAACUCAAAUGGCUUUUCGUCAAUGGCUAAUUAAGGAGAACUUCGUACCUUUCUUGCUCUUAGCUUCAAUUUUCCUUCUAGUGCUGCGGACGUUCUUCUUCUACAAGAAGUCGAGAAAAAGAAAAGUGAAUCUCCCACCAAGCCCUCCAAAGCUGCCCAUCAUUGGAAACCUUCACCAGCUUGGGAAAAUGCCUCAUCUCUCUCUCAAGUGUUUGGCAGAGAAGUUCGGACCAAUAAUUUAUUUACAGCUUGGCCAGAUCCCAGCAGUGGCCAUUUCAUCUGCUAGACUAGCAAAGGAAGCCAUGAAAACCCAUGAUCUUGCAGUAGCAAGCCGCCCACAAUUCUUUUCAGCAAAACACCUCGUUUAUGGUUGCACAGAUAUUGCCUUCUCCCCCUAUGGUGCAUAUUGGAGACAUGUUCGAAAAAUAUGCAUUUUUGAACUUUUGAGUGCUAAAAGAGUUCAAUCAUAUAGCUUUGUCAGAGAAGAAGAAGUAGCUCGUUUGGUGCAUCGAGUUGAAGAAUCCUAUCCUUCCACCACCAAUCUAACCAAGAUGCUUGGACUCUACGCAAAUGAUGUCCUCUCUCGGGUUGCUUUCGGAAGGGAUUUCUCAGGCGGAGGAGAAUACGAUCGCCAUGGGUUCCAAGAGAUACUCCACGAGAUUCAAAUAUUGCUUGGAGGAUUUAAUCUUGGAGAUUUCUUCCCUUCCAUGGAAUUUAUUGACAGUUUAACAGGCACGAAAUCGAGACUUCAAAAGACUUUUCGACGGUUUGAUCGACUUUUUGACCAGUUGCUGGAUGAACAUGUCAAUCAGAAGAGAGAGACAAAGGAGCACAAGGACCUUGUGGAUGUGUUGCUCCAUAUACAGGAGAGUGGAUCUGAUGAAAUACCUCUUACCAAGGAUAAUAUAAAGGCUAUCAUCUUGGACAUGUUUGCUGCAGGAACUGAUACAACGUGGAUCGCCCUUGACUGGGGAAUGACAGAGCUCAUCAUUAACCCUAAAGUCAUGGAAAGAGCACAAGCUGAAGUACGAAACGUAGUAGGAGAUAGAAGAGUUGUUUUAGAGAGUGAUUUGGCACAGUUGCAGUAUUUGAAAGCUGUCAUCAAAGAGAUCUUUCGACUGCAUCCUCCAAACCCAUUAUUGCUCCCAAGAGAAUCCAUGGAAGAUGUGAGCAUUGAUGGGUACGAUAUUCCGGCAAAAACACGUUUUUUUGUGAAUGCUUGGGCAAUAGGGAGAGAUCCAGAAUCUUGGGAAAACCCAGAUUUGUUUGAACCAGAAAGAUUUAUGGGUAGCACAAUCGACUUCAAGGGGCAGCAUUUCGAGCUGAUUCCUUUUGGAGCUGGUAGAAGAAUGUGCCCAGCUAUCACAUUUGGAACAGCCAGUGUUGAGCUUGUUCUAGCUCAACUUCUCCACAGCUUUGAUUGGGAGCUUCCUCCUAAUACUAAACCUAAAGAUUUAGAUAUGGCAGAGGUUUUCGGAAUCACAAUGCAUAGGAUAGCUGAUCUAAUUGUCAUCGCCCAACCACGCUUUCCCGUUUGACUGUACAAAUAAUAAUUCAAAUAAUCAUGAGUUUUCAUGAUUUGAUGGUUCAGAGCAAGUAGAGAUCAUCAGGUAAUCUGGAGAUGCUGCGGUGUUUUAUGAUCUACAAUCUGAAGCUGCAUUCUGAGGUUCCUUUGUGUAAAGCUUUGUAUAGUUUCAUAUCUUUUUGUAUUUGGUUUGGGAAAAUGUUUACGUAGGUGGAU